Helicoverpa armigera (cotton bollworm) is the source of this 1534-nucleotide messenger RNA. Its product is annotated as protein FAM50 homolog. The record is from RefSeq and is a predicted model, not a curated record. Bases 149 to 1204 code for a protein of 351 amino acids. Gene Ontology annotation, biological process: chromatin organization. Lineage: Eukaryota; Metazoa; Arthropoda; Insecta; Lepidoptera; Noctuidae. Gene Ontology annotation, cellular component: nucleus. The transcript is spliced from 6 exons.
GAAUGUCUCUGGUCUAUUGUUGAUGUUUCUGGAAACUGCAGCUGUGUCUGCCUUCGUGUUUGUGCUUCGUAAAGUUUAAUUUUAUAAGAAAAGUCUUUUAGAUCUGCUUUAUAUUGUGUUUCUCGUAAUAUAGAAACAUCAUACAACCAUGGCUCAUUACAAGGGAGCAGCAUCAGAGGCUGGCAGAGCCAUGCACCUGAUGAAAAAACGCGAGAAGGCUCAGCAAGAAGUAAAACUACGUAAAAAGAAAAUAGAAGAAGAUCUCAAGAUGGUGAAUAUUGAGAACAAGUUUGCUACGCACUACGAUGCUGUGGAGCAGCAGCUGAAGAGUUCCACUAUCGGUCUGGUGACUCUUGAUGAAAUGAAAGCAAAACAAGAACACAUAGUUCGGGAAAGAGAGAAAAAGUUGGCGCAGAAGAAAGCUGAGAAGGAAAAGGAAAGGCAGAAAGAGAUUGAAGCUAAACAAGCACAGAAGAACAAACAAAAGAGACAGAUUCAAGCAUUAUCGUUUGAUAUGAAUGAGGAGGAAGAGGAUGAUGACGAGGAGAGAGAAGAGGACGCUGCCGAGGAGUCCUCGGCCGAUGAGAAACCUCCAGCUGAUGAUAAGUCCUGGAGGGACAAAGAGGAACCGGUGUUCAAGAAAAUAAAAAAGAAUCCAGAUGUGGACACAUCAUUCCUGCCAGAUAGAGAAAGGGAGGAGGCUGAUCUCAAGUUACGAGAGGAACUUCGGCUAGAAUGGGUGAUGACCCAAGCAAGCCUUAAAGAUGAACCCAUAACCGUUACAUUCAGCUAUUGGGAUGGUUCUGGGCACAGAAGAAAUGUUACCUUGAAAAAAGGCAAUUCCAUAUAUCAAUUCCUACAACGAUGUCUCGACACAUUGAGGCCUGAAUUCAGUGAACUGAAAACUGUAUCGGCAGACCAGCUUAUGUAUGUCAAAGAAGAUCUCAUAUUACCUCAUCACUACACAUUCUAUGAUUUUAUAGUUACUAAGGCCAGAGGAAAAAGUGGACCACUAUUCCAGUUUGACGCUUCUGAUGAUGUGAGACUGGUUAAUGACGCUACCCAAGAAAAGCAGGAUUCACAUGCUGGCAAAGUGUUGUUAAGGUCCUGGUAUGAAAGAAACAAACAUAUAUUCCCUGCUUCGAGAUGGGAGCCCUAUGAUCCAACUAAGACUUACUCCAAAUACACAAUCAAGGGAAAAUGAAAUAGCACUAACAAUAAAAUUAUGAAGAUAUAAGCAAUUUAUUAGACAGUGUAGUGAACGCAAUAAUACCAACGAAUGUAUUAAAUUAUGUGUAUUUAUAGCAUGUUUCUGUUUUAUUUACUUUUUGUACUAAGAUAAUACAAUAACAUAGUACAUAUUUCGUUUUUAAGUAUGUAAGUCACCGUCAUGCCUGAAAUCGUGUGUGCUAUCAAUGGAACAGAAAAUAUGGCAAUGUAAAAAAGAAAAAAAACAUUUGUUAAUCUUUUUUAUUACUGAAGUGUGUCUGUACAAUGAUGAAGAUAAUGGAAACAAUAAAUAUUUUAGAAACUA